Epinephelus fuscoguttatus (brown-marbled grouper) is the source of this 1405-nucleotide messenger RNA. It is a transcript of the gene spag8, whose product is annotated as sperm associated antigen 8. Gene Ontology annotation, cellular component: nucleus; cytoplasm. Gene Ontology annotation, biological process: positive regulation of transcription by RNA polymerase II. The transcript has 6 exons. Bases 98 to 658 code for a protein of 186 amino acids. Gene Ontology annotation, molecular function: microtubule binding. NCBI's taxonomy places the organism in Eukaryota, Metazoa, Chordata, Actinopteri, Perciformes, Serranidae. The record is from RefSeq and is a predicted model, not a curated record.
UCAUCCAGUGAACGGGAGGCGAUAGAGAGGUUUCAGUUUGUUUUUCAGGGACAACUUGAUCCAGUUUAGUAGGGUUUAGUAUUUUCUUGGUGCUACAAUGACCGAACAGCCAACUACUGUGAUAAAUACAACAGGAAAAUGUAUGUUACACAACUGGGCAGAGGAGAGGGCCGUUGCCGCACUUGACAACCAGGAGACGAUGAUGGAAAUCCAGAAACAUGGACACAGAGGGAUUCUCACGAUGGACCAGGAGUCUAAAAUGGAGGCCGUCACCACGCUGAGAGCAACUUACACCCCUCCGAAAAGUCCAGGGGUGAGGCUGCGGGGCAUCAGAGGCGAGCUUUUGGAAAAACACAUCGCCCAGAUGAUAAGGGAGAAGAUUCAGGCUGACAUGAACCCACCGACUCCCAAAACCAACUUCUGCUCCACAACCCAGAAAGAUUUCUGUGUUGAUGGGUUUGUCUCUGUUACUCCUAAAUCAACACAAGUUCAUGAUUAUAAAAAUGACCAGGCUGUCACAUUUUGGAGUGAAAACUGCCAGCGGGUACAGGGUGUCACCACCAUAAAGACCCUGAAAGCACCUUUCAAGAAGUCGGCCCUGUUCAGCACACCCAUCAGCGAGCGGCUGGAUGAAAUCGAGCUCCUAUCUGACGACUGAGUCAGUGUACCACGUAACAUCACAUUACUACCCAUUAAUAUGAAACUGAUGGCCCUCUUUAAGUUCUUGUCAGGAGGGUGACAUAUUUUCAGUCAGCAGUGGACUUUUAACCUGCCAAACAAACCAUCUCUGAACUUAAUAAAACAGAUUCACUGAGAAACAUUUGCCUCCGUGUAACUCUAGUCAGCACUGACCCAAAGCAUUACCGGUGACACACAGUGCAGACCGCAGCCAGUAAACAAACAACUAAGAGAAUAAAGAGACGUAGCUGCGUUGCUCCUCAUUUCCCCCCUCUCAUUUUGUUGUUAUGUUUUUCUUGACCAGUGUACAAUUGCUCCACUUUUGGCCGUCCUCUGACAUUUCCUUUAGCUUUAAUGGGUACGCUUGGUAUUUUUCAACCCGGUAACAUUGUAGCUGCAGCAGUCUCACUCAGUAUUGGACCAGUUUCAAAACUUGUUGUUCCCAUUCAUCACUCGGACACAAAAACAUGGGAAAAAAAUAGGAUCCAGGUUGGAAAACACCAAACGUAUCCUUUAGGUUUGAAUUUCUGUAGGAUCCAUAUGUCCUUGGUCUGCUCAGCCAAACCACCGGUUUGUCAGUCACCUCUGGAAAAAUUAACCACAUCAUUUACAUGACAUGUACAUGUACGUAUAAACAUUAUGACCACACGUAAAUGCUUCCAUGAAGUGGAAACAGAUUGGAUUAGUAGAGUGGCAAAAGUGGGAUUUAUGCACAGGGAAUGUUGCU